This is a messenger RNA of Coccinella septempunctata (seven-spotted ladybird), 732 nucleotides long. RefSeq names its product mediator of RNA polymerase II transcription subunit 20 (gene MED20). Lineage: Eukaryota; Metazoa; Arthropoda; Insecta; Coleoptera; Coccinellidae. The record is from RefSeq and is a predicted model, not a curated record. Gene Ontology annotation, cellular component: mediator complex. The transcript has a single exon. Gene Ontology annotation, biological process: regulation of transcription by RNA polymerase II. Bases 43 to 669 code for a protein of 208 amino acids. Gene Ontology annotation, molecular function: transcription coactivator activity.
AUUCGCUUGAAAUCGAUUAAUCUGUGCUAUAUAUACUAAAAUAUGGGUGUUACUAUUCUUCAACAAUUUCCUGUAGAAAAUAAAACUGGACCGGCAAUUAUCGAGUUGCUCUCGAAAAGAUUAACUGCUUUGGGUGCAGUUCAACAAGGACAUUUUCUAGUUGACUGUGAAACCUAUUCCUCUGUACAACAAUUAGGACAUCAAAGAACUGUUCACGUUCUUCAUAACUCUGAGCAACCAGCUACUGUUUUUUCAAUACUUGAAACUGGUACAAAAACGAUACCUUUAGUGACUGAUGGUUUAUUUGAUCUUCUAAUGAUGAAAAUGUCAAGUUUUUAUACAUCAAAGAAGCAAACUAAAGCUGAAUCAAAAGGCCCUCGCUAUGAGAUAGGAGACUUUUGUGUGAAACUUGGAACAAUUACAGUGAGUGCCAAUUUUAAGGGGGUCCUUGUUGAAGUGGAAUAUAGACCUUGCGUUGUCCCUGCUUUGUGUUGGGAACUGAUAAAGGAAUUUCUACAAGGUUUUCUUGGACCUUGCGUUUCGAGUACCCCACCCACAUAUUUACAAAAUAGAAUGCAAGAAUUAUAUACACCCAUAGAUACAAUACAUCAAUAUUUAGAUCAAUUUAUGAUAUGUCGGAAAUUAUCUGGCAAUAAUGUUAGAUCUUAGCAUUCAAAGAUAAAGUUGAAUUUAUCUGUUAUUCAAUUUAAAAUUACAUUGUUUUUCGAAUGA